Adineta steineri is the source of this 531-nucleotide messenger RNA. The record is from the annotation of a GenBank genome assembly. Lineage: Eukaryota; Metazoa; Rotifera; Eurotatoria; Adinetida; Adinetidae.
AUGGUAGACAAUACAUCUACUCAUACUCGAAAAGCUGGCGGUGUUCGAUUUACUGCCGAUGCAACAGAUUCAUUAGACAAUCAUGAAGAGAAUCCACAUAAAUCAACUAAAUUACAAUGGCAAGAAUGCUGUGAUAAUAAUUGUUCCUUUGAAUUAUAUUUUGGUAUUUUGAAACUUUCUCAUAUUUACUCAAUGACACUGGAUGUUGUUUUCCUUCAAACUCCUAUUCAAUUAGAAACAAUUCUUGAUCAUCAACAUACACGUGGAUUACAACUAUCCAUCAAUCAAUUGCCAGAAUCUCAUUCAGAAAAUCAAACUAGUUUCGAAGUUGAACUUAUAAUUCAUCCAGAAACUAUACCUGGUCCUUUUCAUCGAACAUUUGUAUUAAAAGAAAUCUCAACAUCACAACAAAGAUCUGUUACAGUAAAUGUAAAUGGAAAAAUAUUACGACAAGGUCAAGGUACAGCAACAUUAAAACAUGGAGUUCAUAUGAAAUCAGUAAUAACGGAAGAAAAAGAUGACGAACAAUAA